Macrosiphum euphorbiae (potato aphid) is the source of this 327-nucleotide messenger RNA. NCBI's taxonomy places the organism in Eukaryota, Metazoa, Arthropoda, Insecta, Hemiptera, Aphididae. The record is from the annotation of a GenBank genome assembly.
AUGAAGGACGAUUCGAUGAUUGAGUACGGAUUGUCCAAGUACAAUGACAUACAGACAAUUCAGAUCAAGGAGCUGUGCGAAAAUACACCGCCCGGACUAUUUUCGCGCGUGCUGGAUAUAUCAUGUGAGUACGACUUAGCAAAUGUCUGUACGGUGGGGGAUAAGGUCCUAGUCGCCGGGGUGUAUCGUAACCUGGGUGAUACGAGUGUUGCUAAAUCCCAAUUACUUAGAUAUGUGUCAAGUGUGGCGCCUAUAGGUAUAGGCACUACAGGAAGAGGGCUUUCGGGUGUUGGUUUGACUGCUCCUAAACAGGCGUUUUGGACCUAG